CGAAAAAGCUGCAUCGUGACAUCGCGAUCGCGUCUCGUGACGUUCGCGACGAUUAAACGGGCGUCGCGACGCCGGUUCGUCGCUCGCGCGACGCGCUGUCGAUGGAACGUCGACGCUGAACGCGUCGCGCAUCGCGUGGGCGUCCUACCUUCCGUGUAUGUGUGCGUGUAUGUGUCUCUCUCUCUCUCUCUCUCUCUCUCCCCCUCUCUUUCUCUUCCUCUCUGUCCUUCUUCCCGUUGCCCACGCUCUCGCAUUAAUAAGUUUACGUGCGUUCCAUCGCGUUAUGUUAUAGCCCCUCGCUUACGAACUCGCGACGAUCCUCUGUCCCCGCGACCAUGCAGCGUCAUGCGUUGCGCGGACUGUGCGUCGCGCUCCAAUCCUUGACGCCGUCGUCAGCUGCUUGCUCACUCGUUCGAUAGCCGAUGUCAACUGUGAUUCACGUUUCCUUCCCGAGACACAUCCCUCGGGCCCGCCUGUCUUUUUAUUUGGAAUGAUCACUCGCGGUGCAUUCGUCGGUCGAUAUAUGCUUGCGAAGGACAUUUUUGCGUAAUGUUUGACCCAGGAGGUGGGGAAGGUAGAGGAACAUUAAUAUGCGCCGGCUGUCUCAAUGCUAUUGACGACGAAUUUAUACAGGCAUUGAACCAAGAAUGGCAUAUUGAUUGCUUUCGAUGUUCGGCGUGUGACAUUGGUUUAUCCUCCUGGUACUUCGAGAAAGAUGGCUUGCUAUUUUGUAAAGACGAUUAUUGGGCCGCGUAUGGCGAGGCGUGCCAGGACUGUGGCCAGAUUAUCACAGGCCCCGUCAUGCUGGCGGGCGAUCACAAGUUCCAUCCGGAGUGUUUCGUCUGUACUUCGUGUAGCGCUUUCAUUGGAGAUGGCGAGAGUUACGCGCUCGUCGAACGGUCCAAGUUGUACUGCGGGGUUUGUUACAAGCGGCAGAUGCAACCGCUCAACAGGGCGGCGAACUACCCAUUCGCCAGGAAACCACACAGCAUUAGGCUGGUCGAAAUACCUCCCAGCACAACAGAUCCGGAUAAGCAAAGGGGAAUUAAACUCACGUUAGACACAACUCCCAGUCCCCGCAGUUGUGGUGCUUUGUUGCGCAUUUCGGAGUUAAUGAGAAAUAUUCGUGGAAAGAUCAGUAAGCUGCUAGCCUCUGUGAUGGAGGUUCUAUUUAGGCUAUGCUGCCACUUCUCUAAUCAUAGAUUAAACAUGUCGAGCGAUCUUAUAUCGUUACAUAUUGGCGAUCGAAUCUUAGAAGUAAAUGGCACCCCUGUUAAAGAUCAGCCGGUGGAAAGUAUCGAAAAUCUUAUACAAUAUUCGGACACAGUUUUACAAUUAACUAUCGAGCACGAUCCAGAUGCGGUAUCACGACGGCCCGCGUUCUCCUCACCAUCCUCAGCGACGCUGACUUGUGUCGGGAGUCCCAGGACAAGUCCCGAAAGUAAAGAGCGGCUGUUUAAGCGCCGGGAUGAGGGCUACAUAAGCGGUGCGCGGAGCCGACAAUUACGAAGAACGAGAGAUCCCAUGCAUAAAGAACGCAGCAGUUCUAUGUCGCGAUUGCUUGAUGGAUCUUCUCCAACGAAUCCUACUUAUGACUUGAGCCGCACCAGAUCCUUCCGCGUAGAGCCAAAGAAUCAGAGAAUAUUUCGAGCGAGCGAUCUGGUGAAGGGUGAGCUUCUAGGCAAAGGAUUCUUUGGACAAGUAUUUAAGGUCACGCAUCGCGACACGGACGAGGUGAUGGUUCUCAAAGAAUUGUACAGAGUGGACGAGGACGCCCAAAAGAACUUCCUAAAAGAGGUUGCGGUACUGCGGUCAUUGCACCAUAACAACGUUCUUCGGUUUAUCGGUGUUCUUUAUAAGGACAAAAAACUGCAUUUGGUUACCGAAUACAUAGCAGGUGGCACGUUAAGGGCCCUGCUUCACGACACGAACGAACCAUUGCCGUGGGAACAGCGUACGUCUUUCGCGAAAGACAUUGCUGCCGGCAUGGCCUAUUUGCAUUCUAUGAACAUUAUUCAUCGCGAUUUGAAUUCACACAAUUGUCUCGUUCGCGAGGAUAAGACUGUUGUCGUCGCCGAUUUCGGUCUGGCGAGAAUCAUUCAGAAUGGUAGCUCGCCAGACAAUCGCAAGUAUAAUCGACAUUCCGACGGAGAGGUGAAGACUUCAAAAAAAGAACGGAAGAAGCGAUAUACAGUUGUUGGAAAUCCUUAUUGGAUGGCUCCCGAGAUGAUGAAAGGCAAUAAAUACGACGAGAAAGUUGACUUAUUCAGUUUCGGAAUAGUUGUCUGCGAAAUCAUAGGUCGAGUACAAGCAGAUCCUGAUUAUUUACCGAGAUCCUCGGAUUUUGGCUUAAAUCAAAAUGUCUUCAAGGAAAAAUUCUGUUCCAAUUGUCCAGAGACCUUUUAUAUGAUCGCGUUUCUUUGUUGUGAUCUGAAUCCCGACAAGAGGCCACCAUUCGAAGUUAUGGAGGUCUGGCUAGAAGGGUUGGCGAUGCAUUUGUCAGUAGGUGCCGAAUUGCCAGCAGAUCUGGACUUUGACAUCAGAAAUUAUAAAGGACCGAGUCCGAGCAGCAGUGAAUCCACGACUCCGGAAACUCUGGCACCACAGUUAAAGCCUAUCAAAGAAGGUCAGGUGCAUCAAGAGAAAAAGCGAUCCAGCGGCUGCGACGAUAGUACUUUAGAACGUGAGAUAGAGCCUUUAUCGGGUAACACGCUUCACGUGCCUGAAAUCGUAAGUCCGCGUAACAGGUACACGAGGCAAAACAGCAAGAGCAACGACAGUUCGAACAAUGUGGGACGCUAUUCCAGGCAAAAUUCUAAAUCAAAAGACUUUGUAUCCGACAAGGAGAAGCCUGACAUCGUGAUCUCACCCGAUUCCAGUGGUUUCAGUGGACGAUAUUUGAGAAAUAACAAUAUCAAAUCGAAAGAUACGUCUCCCGACAUUCCAAAUACCUAUGAUUACUCGAAGCAGGAAAUGCAUCCAAAGCAGAUCGACGCAAAUGAACACAAUCUAACCCGAGUACCUACCGUAGAAAAGAUAAAGUAUGUAGGAAACGCGAGUCCGUGUAUGAUAUCCGACGCUUCAGAGUAUAUAAUUGACAACAAAGGUUCAUAUAAAAUCAACAGUCUGAAACAUAAAUCGGAGAAGUGUAAUGAUACAAGUAGUCAUAAGACAAAAUCGGAGAGCAAAUUCAAGAUACCAGAUGCCGCGGGCUCUGUCGGUUCUUAUCUAAAACAAAUCGGUAAAUCUAUCGGCACUGUGGAGAAAGAAAAUAAAGCGAUUAAUAAUACGGCAAACUGCAAUGAUAUCGAUUCUAAGAGAGUAGUCAGUGAAAGUACGAAACCCUCUACCGGAUCGUAUCUGCGAAGAACGAAAAUAUCGCCAACCAAGGAAACAUCGAAGCACGCAUUUUCCAAUAAAGAAACUGUCAAAGACAAAGUUGAUGGAGUUUUUCCUGUACAGAAAUCUAUAGAAUCGAAAGUCCCACCGAGUCAAGAAAAUAUUGUGGGAGAUAUUAAAAAAGACGAAAAAGACAUUAAAGAUAGACUGUCCAGACAAGAGAGUAACGUGUCCGAUGUUGGCAGUAUCUUGUCGAGACAAGGAAGCCUCACAGUAGUAGAUUGUACGUCUAAAUAUAAAGAUUACUCACCAUUCAAUACCUUUACGAAGGAUGAUUUUCGCAAAGAUUGUUCUUUCGAAAAACAAAAUUCAGACCUGCAUCAUACGGACAGUCUUUAUUCUAACUCUAGUAUUUCGAAGCGAGAUGACCUCUUCAGUAUACAUAACAAACAAAACAGGAGCGACGACAUUGUUGGAACUAGAUCGAUAGGCAACGGUCCGAAAAACCCCAUCAUGACUUCGUCUAUUUAUAGCAGUGAUUUAAAGGCGAUGCCAAAUAGUCUGGCUGAAUACAAUGGAUGUUAUAAGGGUAUCGACAUCUGCAGACAGGACAGUUUCGGUUCCGACAGCGCACUCGGCACUAUGAAGAGCGAUUUUUUUGCGGACGUUGAUUUUGCGCAGAUGAGAGACACGCCGGACUUGUGCCGCACACCCGAAAGAUGCUGCACUCCUAAUCGUCCGACGUCACCGAUAGAAAGCACUGCUUUAUAAAUCAAAAUGCGCGCACGGUAGGAAGAGAAUAACAAUUUAUGUCGAGAUAACGUGCGUAAUCCCCAAUGAUGAAUGAUUCUCAUUUGCUACUAAUUUGAUCUCUUUAUGCAUAAUUCGUAAACUUUAUUCAUUAAGGUCCAAACAUGUAACGUGCUUAGUUUGCAGUAUUAACUUUUUAGCCAGAGUUUACUUCGUCCAUUAUCUCUAGUAUAUUGAGCGAGAAAAGAUUUGAAUUCAUAUAUUGACUUUAAUGAGCGCAAUAUUUUGAGUACAAUACUCAUUUUGAAAAACUUCCUAAAAAAGGAGUCAUAUCUUUAUUUUAUCGUUGAAAUUGAAUUUGAAAUGUUUAAAAUUGAUAUGUGCAAGGUAGAUAUGAAACGGGCUGGAAAUGUUCCCGUUAAAUAUAAAUCAAAAUGUUGUCUUGCUAAAGAAAGUAAUGAUAACGCGACACUCAGUAUUAAUAAAUUUCAUUUGCUGAUUUGUAUACAAUUUUUAGGUCGUAACAACGUCAGUUAAUUAGCCGUAAGGACUAUUACAUUCCUAGGAAUUCUUGCCACGCGGUUUUCAAACGUGGGAGUUUAGACGAUAAAACGCGAUUCCCCGACAAAAGCCAUUCCAUCCAAAAUAACUUAUAAAGCCGGGAUUUUGAUAAGUACGAUAUUACUAGUGUGCUCGAAAAAGCGGCACUGUGAAUACAGUCGAUUUUGCAACCUAAAAAUUACACUAUACAGAAAAAAAACCGUCAAAAGUACGAAGUAGACGUUAAACAUUUUGACUUUGUAAGUUGCAAAAUAUGUUUCCCCUGAGACUACACGAUCAUGUACGUUUCUCUUAAAUUAUGAAUACUAUCAUGGUAGACUCAGUUCUUGUAGAAUAGAGAAUGUAAAAAUGGUAUUAUAUUUGUUUCAGGGCAUACAGAUGUACAUCACAGUGUAAAAUAUUGUAUACGUUUUGUACUGCUGUAUAUGUACAGACCAUUAAUAUAUUAUAUAUGUAUGUAUACAUACGUGCAUAUAAAUAUAUACAUAUACAUGCGACGUUUAUAUCUUCGUUACGUCUAUGCAAUUGUUCUCGAUACAUUCUAGUAAGACAAGAUUAUGUGUAUAUUAAAAAUAAAUUAUAUUUAUGUAUUUCUUUUCUACUAGCAUUAUACACUUCGUUUUUUAACGAGGAUAUAAACGAUAGCAAUAGUAAAUAUCGUGUGUAUAAAAGAACAAAUCAUUUGUAUAUAAUUUUGUAUAUAUUCAAAUAUUUGUAAUUUUCAGAACACACCGAUCGAGAUAUUUGAGUAAUGAUAAGUUUUAUACUUGCGACAUAAGUACGCAACUAGUUUUUCUUCCCGUGUUAUAUUUCGAAAUAUAUUGCCGUUCUUUGUUUUUUUUUUAAAUUGCAUGUUGACCAUAGUUCAUGACGUUUAAAUGAAAUUACAUGCUUUUAUAGACGCGGUUCCAAGCAACAAUUUUAAUACUUAUAAUUUCGUAAAGUUUCUUUUUAUCUCAUCACCAACAAGAUUAUUUCACAUUAGAUUGCAUGUAAGUAAUACGACUAUUUAUCUUGACCAGAAAAUAAGUUUCUUUCGGAAACAGUUAUACAUUGAUUAAUAUAUUAUUUUGAAAAUAAACGUUUAUUACUUAUAUAAAAAUGGUAUUCUCAAGUUGUUCGCAUCGAUAACGAUCGUUUUAUGAUUAGCCUUGCGAUCGUGUUCUUUUUAUUAUCCUAAAGACUGCAAUUGGAUGCACGAAAGGAGCGCAAUCAAACAGUCCUGGUCUUUAUUUCUCUUCGUGUAUGUGACAUGUAGAGGGAACAGUAUCGCUAAAUGUUACUCGACGAUAUCGCAGGCGUUUAUCACGUAGAACAAAUUCCAAAAUAUCACUAAACGCGUGUCCAGUCAUAGAGACGGACGUUAUGUGCAAUAAUUGUACGGCUUGCUGUAUGUACACGGUAGAGCUAGCCUAAGGGAUUAUUCAUGGCUUGUCAUUAGUUGAUGAGAGCAAACUAAUUAGCGAUCUAGGAUAGAGUACUUCGUGAAAUUGCGAGAUUGCGUCGUGAAGGAGAAAAGGGUUCGCGUUCUCACACGGCCGUUUGAACCCAAUUCUGCCACGUAACGAUCGUGUUCGAUAAUUUAAUUAAACACGGAAUGAAGGGCAAGUGAACGCAGAUAUUUAGCGUCGACUCGCUGCACGCUGUGUUUGCCUGUUGCGAACACGAAAACGGCCCUGUUUAAAAAAAAAACCGAUAGCAAAUGAUAGAAGCAGAUUAAAAUUUUAUUGAAAUUUUAUCUAAUUUUAUGGUGAAGUUAUUGUUUCAAUCAAAUUCACAUUUGGGCUACGGAAAAUUAUACAAUGACAUUAUAUAAUGACAAAUAUACACGAAUUAAGACACGAUAUAGAAUAAUAUCAAUUUCAAAACAUGGAUCAGAUGAAUAUUGAUUAAGAAUAAUUAUUAAAUCAUAUGCUAAUAAUAUGAAAAAGAUUAAAAAAUAAUAUUUAUGAAUCAAAAACAUGAUAGAAUUAUUUAUAGACAGACUUUUUUUCUUAUCUAAUUCUAUCGGAUCUUUUAAGCAGGGGGAGAAAGCGAUAAAUCAAAAUGUAAGGAGUACAUAUGUCUUGGUCUGAAAAUAUGCGUAAUCAAUUGUCACGGAUCGCUUGGAAACUUUCAAUGAUCGCGAGAGCGACGAGAAAACGAAUGUUUAUAGUCGCGGGGAUGACAGUAUUAACAUUACUCGCUACAUAUUGUUGCUUGGUAGUGGAUGUGUACGUUUGCUAUCAUAACUCUUUAACACAUAGUGGGCACAAAAAUCGCGGUUAAGACCUAAGAGAUAUCUGGAACGAGUAAACAUUAUUUUUAUAGCCCCUGUAAAUUUUUGAUAGCCGACACGACCAUCGAUAGAUUAAUAUACAGGGUGCCCGAGUCAUUAGCGCGUUAAUUUGUAAUAAUUAAUUAAGGCCGUAAUGGUGGGGUGCCCUAUAUAAUCCUCGAUCGUUAAUAUUUUUUUAUUCUUUUUCCUGUGAAUCGAUUCGUUUUACUGACCCGAUAUGUAGUCUCGAGCAGAUAUUUUUUAUAGACGUCAUAGAGAAAGAGAGAGAGAGAGAGAGAACUCUAAUAUCUAAUUGACAACAUAAUUUUGUAAAAGGAAAGAUAUUCUUGUAAUUAUUGUCGGCCUAAUUUCGCAUAGAGCCCCGCGGUAAUUUUUCACAUGCAACUUCCGAUUUUGUAAUCAAAUUACAACUUGUUUUUUUAUACGAAGGUAUGGAUUCGAUUUAAAUGUUGUGCUACGAGGCACAGCGCUCGUCUUAUCGCGCGCGAUAUUUUGGGUCUCUAUUUAACACAAUAUUAACUUAAUAAUUAAUAUGAAAAUGCUAUAUAUCGCCGGCGAUGCUAAGCAGGCAAAUAUUGGAAAAUUCAGCAUGAUGCGAAAAGAUUGAUUGGCAAUGGGAAAGAAAAAAUAAACAGAAACGGUCUCGAUGGAAACUUUUACGCAUCUAUCGUUGCAUGUAGACUUGAAAUCAUCUUAAAAUUAUCGAAUUCCUAAACAGGAGCAUUGAUUGUAUUAUUGGCCAUGCACGAGACUGUGUACAUUGUUUUACAUGAGUUGGCGAGCGAGAUUAAAAAUACGAUUCCAAGAUAUUCAUUUGCUGUCGCGAUACACGACGACGAUUAUCUGGAUGAUUGUUUCUACGUCGACAGUCUACUCGGAGAACGGCAGACGUUUUUAUAUUAUUUUUAGUGCGUAUUUGUUACCUGUACAAGUCUGCGAAUGAGUUUUCACGCAGAGUUCUAUAUGUGAAACAAGUGUUUUAUUUAACAUUCCGAUAACUUAGCGAAACAAAAAAAAAAAAAAAAUACAAAAUAAACCGUUGACAGUA
Solenopsis invicta (red fire ant) is the source of this 7976-nucleotide messenger RNA. RefSeq names its product LIM domain kinase 1 (gene LIMK1). The record is from RefSeq and is a predicted model, not a curated record. Lineage: Eukaryota; Metazoa; Arthropoda; Insecta; Hymenoptera; Formicidae. The coding region runs from base 550 to 4110 and encodes 1186 amino acids. Gene Ontology annotation, cellular component: nucleus; cytoplasm. Gene Ontology annotation, molecular function: protein binding; ATP binding; protein serine/threonine kinase activity. Gene Ontology annotation, biological process: actin cytoskeleton organization; protein phosphorylation. The transcript has 8 exons.